AUGAACUGCCGUGUCGUCCCUGAGUUUGUGAAGCACAUGAAGCGUGAUGCUUCAGGCGGCGGAUUUACCCACCUUGGCAAAGACGGUGUCUUACGUACUAUCUCAGGCAACUACGAAGUCCUUGAUGCCCGUGGCCUUAGUCCUGAGCAGAUCAAUGGCUUUCUAGAUGUCAUGCCAGCUGAGCUAGCACGACGAGAAGACUUUCGUGACGUUGAUGGUACAAAAGUGACCACUCAAGAAGGUCUAUUUAAUCCCGCACCUGGGGAUUCUGCCGAGUAA
Penicillium waksmanii is the source of this 279-nucleotide messenger RNA. RefSeq lists its product as uncharacterized. The record is from RefSeq and is a predicted model, not a curated record. NCBI's taxonomy places the organism in Eukaryota, Fungi, Ascomycota, Eurotiomycetes, Eurotiales, Aspergillaceae. Bases 1 to 279 code for a protein of 92 amino acids. The transcript has 2 exons.